Messenger RNA from Pyrus x bretschneideri (Chinese white pear), 957 nucleotides. RefSeq lists its product as uncharacterized. The transcript is spliced from 6 exons. Gene Ontology annotation, molecular function: nucleic acid binding; zinc ion binding. The record is from RefSeq and is a predicted model, not a curated record. NCBI's taxonomy places the organism in Eukaryota, Viridiplantae, Streptophyta, Magnoliopsida, Rosales, Rosaceae. The coding region runs from base 1 to 957 and encodes 318 amino acids.
AUGCCAAGGCCACCACCCAUCCCUCCAGUACAAACUGUAAUUACAGUGGAUCUAUGGUAUUGGUGUGGAAUUUAUGGUGGUCCAGUUGAGAUGGAUUCGGAUGAGAACCAUUUUCAAAUCGCAUGGAAUCUAGGAUUUAGUCGAAAAGGUCUUGAAAUUCCAGAAUCGAAGGGUAAAAAGGUUAAAGAUGAAGGCUCAUCAAAUUCAGAGAAAGCUUCUUUGAUUGAUAAGUUGAUGAAGGAUGCUAAGGGUCUAUGCCAAGAUUUCAAGUACACAAGGAUGAAAAAUGAUGAAACCUUGUCUGUGUAUCUCACUCGUCUUCUCGAGCUGAAAUUGCUCAUAAGCUUGACCAAAGAAUUUGAUCCUGUUUGCUAUGUGAUUGAACAAACUAAGGACAUUGAAAGUAUUGAGGUGCAAGAGGUUAUUGCUGCAUUGAGAGGAUUUGCACAGCGCCUUGAUAGGCAUGCUGAGAGUACCAUUAAGAGAGCUUUCAGUAGUAUGAGUGUGAAUCCAAGGGGAACUCAGUCAAAUUCCUCUUUUGGUGGCAAGUAUGACCAAGGAGGAAAACCUGAUCAGGCUAAGGGAAAAUGCAAGCAUUGUGAUAAGCUACACUAUGGUGAUUGUUGGUUUAAAGGGAAGCCAAAAUGCCAUGGUUGCAAUCGAUUUGGUCACUUCAUCAAGGACUGUGAUAAACCAAACAAGGCUGGAAAGCUUGUAAAUUUUGCCAAUCAGUGUAGAGUUAAAAUGGUUACUGGAGAUUUAAUGCAGUCAAUAGGCAAAGGUACCUUGGUUAUAGAAAUGAAGGGUGUGACUAGAUAUAUUAAAGAGGUUAUGAUUGUACCUGGAUUGGAUGAGAAUUUGUUGAGUGUAGGGCAGAUGGUAAAGCAUGGAUAUUGGCUUGUGUUUGGUGAUUACAUGGUUGAUAUAUAUAUGGAGAUAGACAGAUGGAAGAUUUGA